Molecule: messenger RNA, 894 nt
Organism: Acanthosepion pharaonis
Lineage: Eukaryota; Metazoa; Mollusca; Cephalopoda; Sepiida; Sepiidae
Source: the annotation of a GenBank genome assembly
AUGGCAUCGCUACAAUAUAUUUUUCCCUUGCUAUUCAUCUUACCCUUUAUCGCGGCUUGGAAUCCCGUCCUCCGUUCCAAUGACAUAAACAGUAUUCGACGGGCGGAGCUGCUAAAACACAACGAAGACAGUUCUGACUUUGGAGUAUACCAAAGAAAUGGCAGGGAAGCAAGCGACUUGCAGAGAGCCUUCUCCGAUUACUUAAAGUCCAGUCAUUUUAUCGCCUUAAUUUUUGUUACUGACCCAUUAUCUAUCUAUCUAUCUAUCUAUCUAUCUAUCUAUCUAUAUAGGUCUGUUCUUUCUUUCUUUCUUUCUUUCUUUCUUUCUUUUCCAUUUCGUCCUUUGUUUAAGGGCUUGGUGACAGUUGAAACUGUUUUCUUUCUCUAUCUCCUUCAUCUCGGCGUGGCGUCCUUCGAGAUAUUUUCUUCCUUUCUUUCUUUUUCCCAUAGAUCUUUCCUCACUUUUUUCUUUUCUUUUUCUAUAAGCUGUCUUCUGUCUCUCUUUCUCCUCGAUGUAGCGGCAUUCCGCAUACGUCGUCAAACGGAUCCGUCUAUUCCACUCGGAGAUGAAUUCUCCUCGCAAUUUCGCGAACACGUCUUCUCAGUCGUGGUCAAUUUUCAACUACGAACCUUUUCCCAUUACGGGUGUAAUGGGGUCAUCGACACUCUCUCUCAUCUUCAGGGUCAGAGAAAGUUUAGUUUAAAGUGUAUCAACUUCUUCUAUCUGGAAUCUAUUCGUGUAAAUCAUGAUGUCAACACGCUGACCAAAAGAGAAGUAAAGGGUACAUUCUGGUCAAUCCUUGUCGCCACUAAGUCUACCUAUCUCUUUGGGUUUACGAUCUUUAUUCUUUACGUUUCUGUAAGUACUGGGCUCUUUAUUUUAGAAUGCUUCUAA